AUGCAUAUUAUCUUGUUGUUUUAUACUUUAGAUUUAAGUAUAACACAACCUCUGUCGUCAGCAGCUAUGCCUAGUCGAAAGAAAUCGAUGGAAAAGAAGCCGUUGGUCAAAAGACUUCUCGAUGGUCUUAUACCAUCGAAAGCUAAAAGACGGACUAUUGUCAGAAGACUAUCGGAUGAUGAUGACGGCACUCAGUCAUCAUCAGGUGAAGGUGUCACUCGGUCUUCUUCUGGUUUAAAACGCCACGAAGAAGUACUACAGAAGGCAUCAGCAUCACCUGAACCAAGUCUCCUUGUUUCAGGUCAAAGACCAUCAAGUAGCAGACCUGAUGGUGAAGAAAAACGAGAAGGACCAGGGGAAACUCCAUUGGUGUCGGCUAAUAGCCAAUUCUUUUAUUCACCAAUGUACCGACGAUAUUUUGGAUUAACGCCGCCAAAUCCGAGGUUAAAUAACCCUCGGUUAUUGGAGGAUUACAUUGAUUGGUACAUCAAUGUAUACAUGGAAGAAGAAAUUCCAUGGCAAUGGAUCGACGUUGGUAAUGCCAGACAAAGAGCUGAGCAAGGUGAACAAGAGGCAAGAGAAGAAGCUCAAAGGUUAGCUUCGACAACAUCGAAAGAAAAGAAGUAA
This is a messenger RNA of Adineta ricciae, 627 nucleotides long. Lineage: Eukaryota; Metazoa; Rotifera; Eurotatoria; Adinetida; Adinetidae. The record is from the annotation of a GenBank genome assembly.